AUGGCCACAGAGAGCAGCGCACUGGAUUUGAACUACAAGGAUCAUUGCUUGAUCAUCGUAGGAGAUGGUGGCAAAGCCGACGAGAUACUGGCUCGUAGGCGCUUAGAAGCUGGAGGGCGCUUGGCUCACAUCCUCCUCUUGAGUGAGGACCAGGUGGAGGUUGUUGGAGAGGAGCCAGAGGUCAUCUUCGCUUGGCAGCCGCCCAGAGGGGCACACUCGAAGUUUGGUAGGAAGCUAGGACCCCAGAUGGAGACCUUGCAAACGAAGACAGGCCCCGACUGUAUUGAGCUGGAGCCCCAGCAGGUUCUACAGAUCUCCACGCAGAAGGGUCGCAUGAGCCUGGUGCGUUUAGUUGACAACGAGCGGGUCUUGAUGGAGAUGUCUGGGCAGGUCAUCUUGAAUCCUGACGAAGAGCUGUCCAAGAGCUUGGACGUUGAAGUCGAGGAUCCGGAUCUGAAGGCUUUUGGGACCUAUUCAAGACGACGCGUGCUCCAGUUCUUGGCAGUGAUUUUCCUUUGGAAAACGCUUCAGUUCUGGAUCGACAUAGGUUUUGAAGCACAGGCAGGGGGAGAACUUCCAUGGUGGCGAGGUGUGCUCAUGUUGGUGAAUGGCCUUGUUUUCUGCGUUCCAGGCGUUUGGAAAAUGUGUGCGGCAAGCUUGUCUGGUGAAAAAGACCUAACCCUUGCGCACAAGAUCAUCUCCUGCAUUUGCCUGGUGCCGACCACUAUGGGUCUGGCAGUAGCAGCACAUGUGGCCCAAUUGCCAGCAACGAUAUUGAUUGCCUCUGUCAUCUUUAUAAGUGGCCCACCUCUACAAUACUACCAGACCUGGAGCAAAUACCCAGAGCGCCGAUUUCAUUCCUGCCUGCUUUGGGCUCUAGCAAACUUCACCUCAACCGUUGGGGGAGCAACUUUUCUAUGCGCGAUUGUGGUGGCUUACAGGUUGCUACUGGAUUCCGGCCGAUCCGUUGUAGCAUCCUUCUUCUUGCCAUUGUCAUCUGCGUGGGUUGAAAACCUCAUGGUGGUCUACGCCAGGUUCGUGUACAUGAAGUUGGUCGUCGAACAACGGCCGGCUGUCCCGGGAGAUGUGUCUUAUGUAGCGGUACCCUACAUGCUGGCCGCCUCUCAUGGAUUGUCAGAGGGAGCUCGCCUCAUGGGAAUUAUUGGAGGUGCUAUCAGUUCGGGCGGGUACUCCUGGCUGGGCAGCUUGGGAUUUGCUCUGCUUCUCAAUAUUAUGGCACGGACAGGAUGGUCGCGACUUGCUUGCUUCUAUGCGCUCAAGGGAACCAUUGGGGUUCCUUGUGCGCUGGCCUGUGCGCCAACAGCCUUCAGCAAACUACAUGAUGAGACCAAGGUCUACGUAGGGUACUUUCGAUUUACUAUCAUCUUCGCAAUCAUUUUCGCCAGGGCAAUUGCAUACCAAGAUCUAACUUUCUUUGGCUCUCGGUCGGCAUUCUUCAACCAAUCUGUCGCCCUGGCAUUGCUGUGCAUGUUGAUCAUGGAAUUGCUGGAAGACUACAUAGUAAUCCAUCAGAUCGUACCCACGAGUCCUAUUGUGGCUGAAUUUCUCGACCAUGACCUGCAGAAGAAGACUAGGCACACAAGCAUGCUGAGUGCUGAAGUUCGCAGGAUGCCCUCGGGCCCUACAGAAAGAUGGCGCUUAGAUGAGUUGGAUGAGGAUGGCUUCAGGGUCAGUAGACUGGGUGCCAGGAACUUCUCUCCCAGCGAGGGGCAAGCUUCUCUCAAGAUGUCUUCCAUUUUGCCUUUGCCUCUUGAAGACAAACCAGGUACCUCGAAGGUUGAAGCUCCAGAUAUGAAUCAUCCAGCUCACCCUCAACGCGAACCCAGGCUCUUAGAAGCUCAAGAGAGACCCAAUAUCUUUGGUCAACCAUCAGUUCUCAAUCUGCAACAGAAGGGGUGCUUGGAGCGAGGAGUGCAUCAACUUCCUUCUCUGGGGAGGCGGCGACAUUCACUCCCUUGGCGAAUGCGUCGUUGGUUCGGGCAGGAAAGAGUUGUGGCAAGCUCGCUCUUACUACAUGGCUUGCGAGAGAUGCCUUGGGAUUGUCAGUUAGGUGUUGUUGGCAUCAUGGCAGAAACGACUUGCGGAUUUCUUGACAUGGCCCUAGGGCCUGGAUAUAUCCGCGGUGUGGUCCCCGAGCUAUGCAAGAGCGUGUCUCUUGAGGGACUUUUUCUAUGGAAGUCGCCGCUGACUUGCUGA
Molecule: messenger RNA, 2217 nt
Organism: Durusdinium trenchii
Lineage: Eukaryota; Dinophyceae; Suessiales; Symbiodiniaceae
Source: the annotation of a GenBank genome assembly